This is a messenger RNA of Fulmarus glacialis (Northern fulmar), 1052 nucleotides long. RefSeq names its product eukaryotic translation initiation factor 3, subunit I (gene EIF3I). Gene Ontology annotation, cellular component: eukaryotic translation initiation factor 3 complex, eIF3m; cytoplasm. NCBI's taxonomy places the organism in Eukaryota, Metazoa, Chordata, Aves, Procellariiformes, Procellariidae. The coding region runs from base 51 to 1046 and encodes 331 amino acids. The record is from RefSeq and is a predicted model, not a curated record. Gene Ontology annotation, biological process: cytoplasmic translational initiation. The transcript has 10 exons. Gene Ontology annotation, molecular function: protein binding; translation initiation factor activity; RNA binding.
CCGGGAGCCCCGGGCCGGGGGCUGCGUCCGCGUCUCGCCUGAGGCAUUAAAUGGCGUCUUCCCCCUCGCAGAAGCCGAUCCUGCUGCAGGGCCAUGAGCGCUCCAUCACGCAGAUCAAGUACAACCGGGAGGGAGACCUGCUUUUCACCGUGGCCAAGGAUCCCAUUGUCAAUGUUUGGUAUUCGGUGAAUGGAGAGAGGCUCGGGCCCUACAAUGGCCACACAGGAGCUGUCUGGUGCGUGGAUGCAGACUGGGACACACGACAUGUGCUCACCGGCUCUGCAGAUAACAGCUGUCGGCUCUGGGACUGUGAAACGGGAAAGCAGCUCGCUCUGGUGAAGACCAGCUCAGCGGUGAGGACGUGUGGCUUCGACUUUGGAGGAAACAUCAUCAUGUUUUCCACGGACAAGCAGAUGGGAUAUCAGUGUUUUGUGAGCUUCUUUGACCUCCGGGACCCCAGCCAGAUUGAGAACAACGAGCCUUACAUGAAAAUCCCCUGCAGUGACUCUAAAAUCACUAGUGCUGUGUGGGGCCCUCUGGGAGAGUUCAUCAUUGCAGGACAUGAGAGCGGAGAGCUGAACCAGUUCAGUGCCAAGUCAGGGGAGCAGCUUUCAAACAUCAAGGAGCACACCAAGCAAAUCAACGAUAUUCAGACUUCCAGGGACAUGACCAUGUUCAUCACUGCCUCCAAGGACAACACAGCCAAGCUAUUCGAUUGCACGACACUUCAGCAUUUGAAGACAUUCCGGACGGAGCGACCAGUGAACUCCGCCGCGCUGUCCCCCAUUUUUGAUCAUGUCGUGCUUGGUGGCGGGCAAGAGGCCAUGGAUGUGACUACGACCUCCACCAGGAUUGGCAAAUUUGAGGCGAGGUUCUUCCACUUGGCUUUUGAAGAAGAGUUUGGCAGAGUGAAGGGUCACUUCGGUCCGAUAAAUAGUGUUGCUUUUCACCCCGAUGGGAAGAGUUACAGCAGCGGGGGUGAGGAUGGCUACGUUCGCAUCCAUUACUUCGAUCCCCAGUACUUUGAGUUUGAAUUUGAAGCUUAAAGGAGG